UGUACUGUGACCAACUGCAAGUUUAUUUAAGGAGAAUAUUGUGGAAGUGAAGAAAGUUCAGUCGGGUUUCACAGGUUUUUGACGUUAAAUUCAUAGUUUAUCUUAAUGUAAACGUUGUAUGCGAGCACGUUCGACUAAUCAUGAAGGAAAAAUAGGUGUCUGGACGGGAGGCUAAGGUUAAGGAUCUUAAGUUUUUCCUGAGGAAGUGUGCGUGAUCGACCUUGACCAUGGGCAGCAGGGAGUCCGGAGAGACCACGCCCCUCUUGGACGGCUCGGGCGCCAGCGGGCGACCUGCGGCUUCUGUUUUUCAGGGCCGGAGGAUGGCAUGCGCAGCCGUCCUGCUGGCCGAGUCGCUGGAGCGUGUCGCCUUCUACAGCAUAACCUCAAACCUGGUGCUCUUCCUCAACGGAGGCCCCUUCUACUGGGAGGGUGCGCAGGCCAGUCAGGCGCCGCUCGUCUUCAUGGGUGUCACCUACCUGGUGUCCCCAUUUGGUGGCUGGCUGGCUGACGCCUGCCUCGGCAAGUUCACCACUAUUGCCUGCAGCCUUGUGCUGUACCUGACCGGCAUGCUCUUCUUCCCCUUUAUUGCCGACGAGAACUCGAGGAACUCGCUGUGCGGGAAGGAGAUGGCCUUCCCUGUGCAACCGCCAGAGUGCACUAAUGGCACUCCACCGAGUAACGUGUCCUGUCCCACCCGCGCACCCUACUGUGGGACGGUCAUCUACAGUAGCCUGGUGCUCGUCGCCUUGGGGGUGGGCACGUUGAAGUCCAACAUCACUCCUUUUGGGGCAGACCAGGUAAAAGACAGAGGCCCAGAAGCCACGCGGCGUUUCUUCAACUGGUUCUACUGGUGCAUCAACCUGGGGGCCAUUGUGUCCUUGGGCGGCGUGGCCUACAUCCAGCAGAACAUCAGCUUCAAGCCGGGCUUCAUCAUCCCAGCCGUGUGCCUCAGUGUCUCCCUGCUGGUGUUCCUCCUGGGCCGCGCAGUCUUUAUCACAAAGCCAGCCGAUGGCAGCGCCUUCACCGACAUGUUCCGCAUCCUCGGCUUUGCCUGCUGCUCAUCACAGAAGCCCAAGGAGCCCAGCCUGCUCCGCCCUCGGCCGACCCUGCUGGACAGCGCCAAGGUGACCUAUGGUGGGAAGUUUCCUGAGGAGAAGGUGGAGGAGUUUAAAGCCCUGAUGAAAAUCUUACCUGUCUUCCUGGCCCUCAUCCCCUACUGGACUGUGUACUUCCAGAUGCAGACGACAUACAUACUCCAGAGCUUGCACCUGAGGAUCCCAGAAUUCCCUGGGAACAGCACCUCGGAUAACAGUAACCCGCAGAAGGCCCUCUUCCGCUUCCCAGCCGCCUGGCUCACCAUGUUCGAUGCCGUGCUCAUCCUUAUGCUCAUCCCGCUCAAGGACAAGGUGGUUGACCCAAUCCUGCGGCGCAGGGGCCUCUUGCCCUCCUCCCUCAAGAGGAUUGCUGUGGGCAUGUUCUUCGUUAUGUGGUCCGCUGUGGCAGCAGGCAUCCUGGAGACCAAGCGGUUGGACAUCAUCAAGACCCGUGGCACUGUGGACCAGGUGAUCAGCGGGGUCACCUACUACGCUGCUGACUUGGCCAUCUGGUGGCAGAUCCCGCAGUACGUGCUUAUUGGCAUCAGCGAAAUCUUCGCCAGCAUUGCAGGUCUGGAGUUUGCCUACUCUGCUGCCCCCAAGUCCAUGCAGAGCGCCAUCAUGGGUCUUUUCUUCUUCUUCUCGGGUAUCGGCUCCUUCGUGGGCUCCGGCCUGUUGGCCCUCGUCUCGCUGCCCGGCAUUGGCUGGAUGUCCUCGCACAAGGACUUUGGAAACAUCAACGACUGCUCCCUGCACUACUACUUCUUCCUGUUGGCUGGAAUCCAGGGCGUCACGCUGCUCCUCUUCCUCAUCGUGUCCGUGAGGUACGACCAGCAGAGAGCGCGCUCCGGGAGCCAGAGGCAGGCCGCCACCACCCCCUCGUGACCUUGGACCCCCAAUAACCGUUUUCAUUUUUUUAAAAUAAAUUCUUGAAUAACUUCUAUAAUUCUAGUGUAAUGUGAGAAUCAAUGUUAAUUUGCAACAGCUGUUUAUCCAAAGUGAUGCAAUGAGACUGGUGUGAAACUUUCUGUAAUAUUACACAUGUAUGAACACCUCAUUUUUAAGAUGAUUCUCUAAAUUUACUUUUGGUUUCUUAGAUCUCCAUUUUUUUUGAUGGAUUAAUUUAAAACCGUUUUAUUCUGAUUUGAGGGUAGGCCAGGCAUUUUAAACAUUUCUUUGGACACUCGGAAUUUUUUAACAUGAGUUGUUAUUAAUGUAUAUUUAAGAGUAUGAAUCCUGAGUUUAUGCAUAUUAAUGCAAUUUGCUCUGGUGGGGACAUGAGCUUCAUCACUGGACUGAUUGCUCUGUAGAUUCCUCAUUUCCAUAUGUAAAUGAGCUGUGUGCCUCCGAAUUGAUGCUUCAUCGUAAGCGAACGCAGUAGUCGGUUCGCAGUUCCUUUCCGCAGCGAGACAUACAGGUGCCAUGUGACAGUGUGAACUCUUACCGAAUUAUGUUACAUGUGUGAGAGGCCCAUCGUGCCCUUUUCACUUCAGAGCCACAUAGAUGCCCCGUGGAGGCUCAACUGGAAUCGAUCCCCUCCUGUACUGUGUGUGUGUGUGUGUGUG
Molecule: messenger RNA, 2659 nt
Organism: Scleropages formosus (Asian bonytongue)
Lineage: Eukaryota; Metazoa; Chordata; Actinopteri; Osteoglossiformes; Osteoglossidae
Gene: slc15a4
Product: solute carrier family 15 member 4
Exons: 9
Coding region: 228-1979 (583 amino acids)
Biological process (GO): transmembrane transport; oligopeptide transport
Cellular component (GO): membrane
Molecular function (GO): transmembrane transporter activity
Source: RefSeq, a predicted model, not a curated record